AAAACAAGAUGUCUGCGCCCAUAGUGAAUCGAGAUUGUGCGAAGGUCCUGACAGGCAAGGUGUUUUUGAGCCUUUCUCCCAGCAAUUUGCGUCUCUUAGUUUCCCAGCGGGUUGUCGUAAUAUGUACUGAUGGCAAGACACAAGCUGGAUUGGUAUUUACGGUGGACCCUGUUUCAAAAAGUAUAGUUCUGGUACAGUUCCCAGAUGAGCAAUCAACGAUCACUAAAAUCAUCAUGGGCCAUGCGGUCGAAAGUAUAACUGUAGGAACUGAAGCAAUCACAUCACAGACUGAGCAUCGACUGAGUCAGUUAUUCAGACUAAAUGAUCCACACAAGAAUUUAUCUGAGGAGGAGACGGCCAGACGUAAGACUGAAUUGAAACAGUGGUUGGAGCAGCACCAUAUUCCAGUGACGAUCUCGGGUGAUAAAGGAGAGCUUCUGAAUAUUGCCGAGGCAUUGUACAUUGAACCCCCGUACGGUCUAGACAACUGCAUCAGUGCAAAUGAGAUUAUACUGGGAAGGGUGCAGGCCCUGAUGAAGAACAAACCAGAAAGAUUAGAUACAAAGGAAGUGACUCUCAACGAAGAAGAAACAUGACACCAAGCAGACGUCAAUACUGUAUGGCUGUUUAAAAAACUGCUUGUGUUAAAGAGUACAAUAGUGAAAUCUACACAAUCCAGCAGGAAUUGAACCAAAGCCUCACCUGGAAGGUCUACCCUUGGAGUGAUAAUAAUUAUGCACCUUAGGAUUGGUAGUGCAUUUAAAAGAACCCAGAACACUUGGUGUGGAAGAGUAGGGGUUAACCUCUGUUUCUGGUUCAAAAAUGAGACCAUACUCGGAAGGGUGCAGGCCAGAGAGAUUAGAUGCAAAUGAAGCGACUCUCAAACUCAAUAAGGGAGAAUCGUGACACCAAAUCUGUAUGCUGUUAAAAACUGCUUGUGGUGAAGAGUGCUAUGGUGAAAUCUACACAAUCCAGCAGGAAUUGAACCAAAGCCUCACCUUUGUU
Asterias rubens (European starfish) is the source of this 1005-nucleotide messenger RNA. RefSeq names its product gem-associated protein 6-like. The transcript is spliced from 2 exons. Gene Ontology annotation, biological process: spliceosomal snRNP assembly; spliceosomal complex assembly. The record is from RefSeq and is a predicted model, not a curated record. Gene Ontology annotation, cellular component: nucleus; SMN complex. The coding region runs from base 9 to 596 and encodes 195 amino acids. Lineage: Eukaryota; Metazoa; Echinodermata; Asteroidea; Forcipulatida; Asteriidae.